AUGAAAAUUGAUAUUCAUAGCCACAUUCUACCUGAGGAAUGGCCUGACCUAGAAAAGAGAUACGGAUAUGGUGGAUGGGUACAACUGGAUCAUCACUGCAAGGGACAGGCAAAGAUGAUGAAGGAUGGAAAGGUUUUUAGAGUUAUUCAAGAAAACUGCUGGGAUCCAGAAGUACGGAUUAAAGACAUGGAUCUAUCAGGAGUCACAGUCCAAGUCCUUUCCACGGUCCCUGUAAUGUUCAGCUACUGGGCCAAACCUCAGGAUACUUUAGAUCUAGCCCAAAUAUUAAAUAAUGACUUAGCUGCUACAGUAAAAAAGUACCCCAAGAGGUUUAUUGGCUUGGGUACAUUACCUUUGCAAGCUCCAGACCUGGCUGUGAAGGAAAUGCAUCGCUGCGUGAAUGAACUUGGAUUUCCUGGAGUACAAAUAGGAACUCAUGUCAAUGAAUGGGACCUGAAUGCACCAGAACUGUAUGGUAUUUAUGCUGCUGCUGAACAAUUAAAUUGCUGUCUCUUUGUGCAUCCCUGGGACAUGCAGACAGAUGGACGGAUGUCCAAAUACUGGUUUCCCUGGCUAAUAGGCAUGCCAGCAGAAUCAACCAUAGCCAUUUGCUCCAUGAUUAUGGGUGGAAUUUUUGAAAAAUUUCCUAAACUGAAAGUUUGCUUCGCACACGGAGGUGGAGCUUUUCCAUACACAGUGGGACGAAUCUCCCAUGGAUUCAACAUGCGCCCUGAUUUGUGUGCAGUGGAUAAUAAGGUGGAUCCAAGAAAAUACCUUGGUUCAUUUUACACAGACUCUCUUGUCCAUGAUCGUGGUGCACUAAGGCUGCUAACAAGUGUAAUAGGAGAGGACAAAGUUAUUUUGGGGACAGAUUACCCUUUUCCACUGGGGGAACCGGAACCUGGAAAAUUGAUUGAUUCAAUGGAAGAUUUUGACAAUAAACUGAAGGAUAAACUCAAGGCUGGAAAUGCUCUGGAAUUUUUGGGUCUUAGCAGAAAACAAUUUGAAUAAUUACAAAGAUACGAAAGAGACCAGACUUCAGAAAUAA
Messenger RNA from Pterocles gutturalis (yellow-throated sandgrouse), 1048 nucleotides. It is a transcript of the gene ACMSD, whose product is annotated as aminocarboxymuconate semialdehyde decarboxylase. NCBI's taxonomy places the organism in Eukaryota, Metazoa, Chordata, Aves, Pterocliformes, Pteroclidae. The record is from RefSeq and is a predicted model, not a curated record. The transcript has 10 exons. Gene Ontology annotation, molecular function: hydrolase activity; carboxy-lyase activity. Bases 1 to 1011 code for a protein of 336 amino acids. Gene Ontology annotation, cellular component: cytoplasm; cytosol. Gene Ontology annotation, biological process: secondary metabolic process.